AAGCACGAGAUCAGUGAUCCGAGUGCUCUCGAUCGAGACAGACAUCACAAACGUAUCAGGAUUGUAGCAAAUAUGGAACGUUGGGCUGGUAAGGUGGCCGUUAUAACCGGAGCAAGUUCUGGCAUUGGUGCAGCUAUUGCAAAACAGUUGGCCAAUGCCGGUAUGGUAGUAAUCGGUUUGGCUCGCCGAGUUGAACGUGUUGAAGAACUUAAGAAGCAUCUACCGGUUGAGGCUGCUUCGAGAUUGCAUGCGCUGAAGUGCGACGUAUCGAAAGAAGAAUCAGUUUCUAGUGCCUUUGAAGAGAUCCAACGGAAAUUUUCCGGAGUAGACGUGUUGGUUAACAAUGCAGGAAUAGUUAAGCAUACUUUGCUACUAUGCGAUGAUGAUUUCCAACAAUUAAGAGAUCUUAUGGAUACUAAUGUGAUGGGACUAGCUCUAUGUAGUCGUAAAGCAUUCAAAUCGAUGAAAGAACGAUGCGUUGCCGGACAUAUAAUACAUAUUAAUAGCGUCGCUGGACAUACGGUUUCCAACUUUCCUCAUAUGAAUAUGUAUGCGGCGAGCAAACAUGCAGUAACAGCCAUCACUGAAACGAUGCGAAAUGAAAUGCGAGAGCUUGGCUCCAAAGUCAAAGUGACCAGUAUUAGUCCCGGAGUGGUAAAAACUGAGAUAGUGAGAGGGCUGCAUAGUUCUGAAGAGUUCCCUAUGUUGGAAAGCGAAGACAUUGCCCAAGCUGUUUUAUAUGUCCUGGGAACUCCCCCUCACGUGCAGGUUCACGAGCUUAUCAUAAAACCAGUGGGAGAAAAUUUUUAAAUUUUAAUGAUUCGAUGGAUGGCACAUACUAGUACACUUAGUUGUUAUUUCCUCAAUAUAUCUUAUAGAAGGAGGUUAAAGCUUUCCAUAAAGUGUCAUUAAAUACUUCACAUAAUUUUGAGAAAGAAAAUCUGAAAAAAUCCUCA
This is a messenger RNA of Aedes aegypti (yellow fever mosquito), 956 nucleotides long. RefSeq names its product farnesol dehydrogenase-like. Gene Ontology annotation, molecular function: oxidoreductase activity. The record is from RefSeq and is a predicted model, not a curated record. NCBI's taxonomy places the organism in Eukaryota, Metazoa, Arthropoda, Insecta, Diptera, Culicidae. The transcript has 2 exons. Bases 73 to 810 code for a protein of 245 amino acids.